Molecule: messenger RNA, 549 nt
Organism: Lichtheimia ornata
Lineage: Eukaryota; Fungi; Mucoromycota; Mucoromycetes; Mucorales; Lichtheimiaceae
Exons: 4
Coding region: 1-549 (182 amino acids)
Biological process (GO): leading strand elongation; heterochromatin formation; DNA damage response
Cellular component (GO): CHRAC; epsilon DNA polymerase complex
Molecular function (GO): protein heterodimerization activity; chromatin DNA binding
Source: RefSeq, a predicted model, not a curated record
AUGUCAUCGAUCGAAGACAACGAACUUCCCAAAGCCAACAUUUCACGAGUAUUGAAACAUGCCCUUCCUCCUGGUACAGCACUGCAAAAAGAAGCCAAGACGGCUGUCAGCAAGUCUGCCACAGUAUUCAUCAACUACUUGAGUUCAGUUGCCAACGACACCGCUAGGAGUGCCAAUCACAAAACUAUCAGUGCAGCCGACGUAUUCAAGGCCAUGGAAGUACUAGAGCUUGAUCAUCUCAUUCAACCAUUGAAGGAAUCAUUUGCAGCGUAUCAGCAAUUGCAAUCCGACAAGAAACAACGCAAGAAGGAUAAAAAGACUGAGGACGAGGCUCGGGGGCAAAAGCGUGAUGCAGAUGAUGAGGAGGAAGGCACACCUGAACCUAAAAAGCGCAAAGAGGAUGAAGACGAUGAGGAGGAAGAUGUUGAUGACGAGGAGGAAGAAAAGGAGGAGGAUGAAGAAAUGGCUGAAUCACAACCUACAGCAGCAGCAGCAGCAGCAGCAUCCUCAUCUUCUCCUACAGCAGCAGCUAGCAAUGAAAAGGAAUAA